CCCCACCUCCUCCUACCUUCCUCCCACACCUCCUCACCUACCUCCCCCAACCGUCACCGGCGUGCCCCUUCCAACCGCCUUCCCUGCACCGCUGGCCCCAACGUGUGCCGCCCUGCCUCCAACCCGUGCUCACCCUCCCGCCUUCUCUUGCGACGCCGGCCAUGGCGCCCUCCCACAUCAAUCUGACACCCACGGCGACCCCUUUUCUUGCGCCAACCCGACACCACCACCGCCCCCAUCAUCCACCUCCACCCCCAUCAUCCCGUGCCUGCCAGGCGACGGAUCCGGCAGGACCCUCCUCCACUCCCUCCUACUGUGCCUGCCCGGCGACGAAUCCGGCCGGAUGCUCCUCCACCUCCGUCCUCCCGUGCCUGCCCGCCGGCUGGAUCCUCCUACACCUCCCUUUUCCCAUGAUAGCCGGUCAUGGAUCCAGCAAGAUCCGCCACCUCUCUCCUCCCAUGCCUUCCUGGAGACGGAUACAGCGAGAUCCUCCUGCAGCUCCUUCCUCUACGGCGGUGUCGAGCUCUCUGCCCUCCACUCUAUGGCCGGGCUCCCGCACCCCACGCACCGUCCACCGUGGACUUCCCUGACAACGAUGCCCGACGAGCAGAGGCGCAGUCCGGCUCCACGAGGGCAUGCAGUGCGGCGCUCCCUGCCUUCCCACUGGUGGUGUGGUUCGCCCCCCACCCCCCACACCCACCUCCCUGGCGACCGCUUGCCCGCGGUUGAUUCCUCUCCGCCUGGUCCUUUCCAUGAUGGGAUCUGCAGUUCUCUUCUACCACUUCGCGGCUCACUUGUUGGUAGAGAGAAGGAUGGCGGCGGCUACUACUUCGGUGGGAGCAGCAGGAGAGUUUGUGGUGGCGCUUCUGCCUCUGGAUAUCACGGGCGGUUCGCUUGGGUCCUCGGUGAAGUGCAGCUGGUUGUGCAAGAUGUUUCAGUGCGGGAGUGGAUCCACUGGCCAGCGACAUAAAGCCCACAAGAUGGAAAAUACCAUUUGCCGUAGGCGGUCAUGUGGUUGUGCUACAGUACGCUCCCAAGCGAGUUCGUGUAUGUGUGUGUGAAUGACGGCGGCAGCCAAACAACAAAGUCGCUCGCAUCGAAUGGUGUUUGCAGCUCACAGGCGCUCGCAGCUCACAAAAAUAUAUUUUUGUAUAUUUUUUAGAUUUUUGCUAUUGAUUUGGGUGAAUUCAGUUUCUAAUGCAAUUUGUUAAAUCUCUCUGUGUAGUUCGGCUGGCACGGCCGUGAGGUUCAGCCAGCUCCUGCUUGUAGUCGCCAUGGUAGCCUGGACACUCUGGCUUGUUGCAUGUUGCACCUUGUCGUCGGUGGUGCAGUCUGCACGCGUGCAAUACCGUGAUGCAGUGCGGUGUGUGUGGCUUGCUGCUCGGUGCAAGCGGGCAUGCAGUUUAGUUUGCUGUCUAUGGAUUUUUAUGUGUAUCGAAUGUUCUGGUUGGUAUAUGAUGUAUUGCAUGUAAAAAGUUAUUUGUUGGGAAGCUCUUUUCAGCAAGAAUUAGUGGUUCAUUUUCAAGA
This is a messenger RNA of Triticum dicoccoides, 1527 nucleotides long. RefSeq lists its product as uncharacterized. The coding region runs from base 344 to 970 and encodes 208 amino acids. Lineage: Eukaryota; Viridiplantae; Streptophyta; Magnoliopsida; Poales; Poaceae. The transcript is spliced from 2 exons. The record is from RefSeq and is a predicted model, not a curated record.